Molecule: messenger RNA, 1130 nt
Organism: Cyprinus carpio (common carp)
Lineage: Eukaryota; Metazoa; Chordata; Actinopteri; Cypriniformes; Cyprinidae
Product: GTPase IMAP family member 7-like
Exons: 3
Coding region: 1-996 (331 amino acids)
Molecular function (GO): GTP binding
Source: RefSeq, a predicted model, not a curated record
AUGCAGCUCCAGAUGUAUCGGCCACCGCUCAUUUACUCAGACGAUUUUUCCUCAAUGUACAACCAUCGGCAUAUCGGAGACAUCGAUGGAGACACAGAUGGAGAAACUGAGGAACUCAUUAGAGAUGUGGUUUGCAGUCACAAGAGAGUGUCAGAGAGAGAGGAUGAUCUGAGGAUUGUGUUGCUGGGAAAAACUGGAGCUGGGAAGAGUUCAACUGGAAACACCAUCUUAGGAAGAGAAGUGUUUAUAUCAGACAUUUCUCAAACAUCUGUUACUAAAGAAUGUCAGAGAGAAACAUCUGAAAUCAACGGCAGACACAUUACUGUGAUCGACACUCCAGGACUGUUUAAUACUGAACUCAGUAAUGAAGAAAUCCAGAGAGAAAUCGCUAGCAGCAUCUCCAUGAUCCUGCCUGGACCACAUGUGUUUCUCUUAUUGAUUCCAUUGGGACGAUUCACUCAAGAAGAAGCAACAUCGGUGAAGAUCAUUCAAGAGAUGUUUGGUGAAAACUCUUUAAAGUACAUCAUAGUGCUCUUUACCAGAGGAGAUGAUCUGCAUAACAAAACUAUUGAACAGUAUCUGGGAGAACCUGAAUCUGCCCUUAAAAACCUGAUUGAUGUGUGUGGAAACAGAUUCCAUGUGUUCAAUAAUAAAGAGACUGGAGACCGAACACAGGUUACUGAUCUACUGCAGAAGAUAGACAACAUGCUGAAAGAGAACGGAGGGAGUUACUACUCAUGUAAGAUGUUUAAAGAGAUGGAGAGAGAAAUACAGUGGAACAUACUGAUGGAAAGAGUCAGAGAAAGAGAAGAAGAGAUGAAGAUGAUCAUGGAGAAAGAAAGACAGGAACAAGACAGAAAGAUACAAGAGAUGGAGAGAGAACGAGAGGAGAGGAAAAAAGAACGAGAGGAAUUGGAGAAACAGAGACAACAGGAAAACCAAAGAAGAGAAGAAGAGGAAGAGAAAUUGAGAAAUAUAAUUAAGAAAAACAUGUGAUGACUUUGAUCAGAAACUAAACGAGAGACAGAGAGAAGUCAGAGAGAGAAAGAAGAACUUCAGUUCAACCAUGAAAAAAGAGAAAGAGAGAAUGAAGAUGAAGAUGGAGAAAGACAGACAGGAAUUAUGAGAAA